AUGGCCUCGGUUCUCGCACACGUCAAUGAAGUAUGGGACCGGCAGCGCAAGAAUAGCCCUAUCUACGCGCUUCUCCUAGAAAAUGUCGAGCUUUAUCAUGCCGAGCCUGGCCUCAUAAAAGCAAGGCUUCCCAUCAGCAGCCUCCACAGCAACUCCAAGGGUACUGUACAUGGCACCUUGUCCGCUUGCGUAGUCGACUGGGCUGCCGGUAUGGCCAUUGUCUCCCAUGGCGCCACUAGCACCGGUGUCAGUACGGAUCUGUCCGUCUCCUACCUCUCCACAGCCAAGGAGGGAGAUAUCGUGGAGAUUGAAGGGCGGACGGGCAAGGUUGGGAAAACCCUUGCAUUUACGACGGUUACGAUGUCAAAGGAGGUGAACGGAAAGAGCACUAUUGUUAUUCAAGGAUCUCACACAAAAUAUGUUCGUCAGUAG
Talaromyces rugulosus is the source of this 432-nucleotide messenger RNA. RefSeq lists its product as uncharacterized. Lineage: Eukaryota; Fungi; Ascomycota; Eurotiomycetes; Eurotiales; Trichocomaceae. The record is from RefSeq and is a predicted model, not a curated record. The transcript has a single exon. Gene Ontology annotation, molecular function: fatty acyl-CoA hydrolase activity. Bases 1 to 432 code for a protein of 143 amino acids.